Oryzias latipes (Japanese medaka) is the source of this 2214-nucleotide messenger RNA. It is a transcript of the gene rbpjl, whose product is annotated as recombination signal binding protein for immunoglobulin kappa J region-like. Lineage: Eukaryota; Metazoa; Chordata; Actinopteri; Beloniformes; Adrianichthyidae. Gene Ontology annotation, cellular component: nucleus. The record is from RefSeq and is a predicted model, not a curated record. Gene Ontology annotation, molecular function: DNA-binding transcription activator activity, RNA polymerase II-specific; RNA polymerase II cis-regulatory region sequence-specific DNA binding. Gene Ontology annotation, biological process: regulation of transcription by RNA polymerase II.
CUCCCUCCCUCCCUCCGUCAGAGGCCUCCUGUCCACGAGGAGCAGAAGGUUCUCCAGACGAGCCUCUCCUGGACAGAUUCACUGCUGGAGAGAGACAGGCGGCUGUUUUCCCUGCUAAAUCCUGUGAACCUGAAGGAGCAAACUUUGUGGCGGACGUCCUGAACGAUGGACCUGCAGAGAGCCGCGUCCUCAUAGAAGCACCAUGGACAGGAGGGACGCUGGAGACGAUGAUAGGAAAGGGUCCUCGUGGUGCCCACCGGACCCCCCUCCCGCAGACAGCCCCCUGCUCCAUACCCUCCCACUGCCCUCGGACCCGAUGUCUCACCUGGGGACGCAGCGGGAAGCGCGCGACGCACCGAGGAGCGGCGGAUGGAGCAGGAGAACCGGCCCGGGGUUUCAAGGCAGUCAGGACCUGGGAGCGGCGCCCGCUGACCAGAACGUGGUCAUUCUGCACGCCAAGGUCGCCCAGAAGUCCUACGGCAAUGAGAAGCGGUUCUUCUGUCCUCCUCCUUGUGUUUACAUCAGCGGUCCUGGAUGGAGAAUCACGCAGGACCACAUGAAAGGCUACGCUGACUCUGUGCACGGGUACAUGUGUCUGGACAUCUCCAGCCAGUCUCAGGCUGACACCUUCAAGCUGGUGUUUGACGAGCAGCCGGACUCCAGGCGGAUGUUUGCCUGCGCCAAGUCGCUCUUCAUCUCCGACCAGGACAAGAGGAAGCACUUCUGCCUACUGCUGCGACUCUUCCUGGGCAGCAGACAGGAAGUGGGCUCCUUCCAGAGCAGGAUGAUCAAAGUUAUCUCCAAACCGUCCCAGAAGAGGCAGUCUUUGAAGAACGCCGACCUGUGCAUCUCCUCCGGCUCCAGAGUGGCUCUGUUCCACCGUUUGCGCUCCCAGACCGUCUCCACGCGUUACCUCUCAGUGGACAGAGGUGCGUUCAUCGCCAGCGCCAGGCGGUGGACAGCGUUUACCAUCACCACAGUGGGUGACCAAGGAGGCAUGGUGAUGAGUGAAGGCUUCAUCUGCUAUGGAUUGCUGGUCCAGUUAAUUUGUACCGAGUCAGGAGUGGCUCUGCCACCGAUGGUCAUUCGGAAAGUCAACAAGCAGCAGGCCAUCUUAGAUGUGGAUGAACCCGUCUCCCAGCUCCACAAGGUCGCGUUUCAGUUCAGAGACGAUUUCUGCUCCUUCCUGUGCCUUUCCAAUGAUGCCAUCAUACAGUACCAGGCUCCGCCCAGCAGCCAGGACCCCAGCAGGGUGGUGCUGAACGACGGAUCCUGCUGGACCAUCAUUGGCGUGGAGUCCGUGGAGUUCACCUUCAACCAGAGUCUGGCCUGCGUUCAGACCCCCGUCAGCCCUUUUCCUUCCAUCUCCAGGCUGGAGGUACUGUUGAACAUCCAUGUUCUGACCGAAUACUUCUGCUGCUCCUGCCUGGUGAAUGGGGGGGGACAUGUGGCCAUGCUGGAAGUCCAUGGAGAAAACUUCAGCCCCCACCUCAAAGUUUGGUUUGGCAGCAGAGAGGCUGAGACCAUGUUCAAGUCUCCCAGAUCUCUGCUCUGCGUCGUUCCGGACGUGUCCUUCUUCAGUGACGGCUGGCGCCGUCUGCGACACGUCAUCACCGUCCCUCUGUCCCUCAUCCGAACUGACGGCCUCAUUUAUCGCACGUCCUUCAGCUUCACCUACACCCCUGAGCUCCACCUGCCCCUGACCCCCCGAGGCCCUGCAAGUGGGGGGAGGAGAGAGGCCGGGCCACAUAGAGGCCCGGAGGAGAAGGCGGACGUCCUGUUGGAGAUGAUUCAUCAGGAGUUCACCAAAGCCAACUUUCAUCUCUUUGUGCAAAGUUAACUCAUUAAGGUUGAGGCAGAUGCAGACGCAGACGCAGCAAAGGACAAACAUGCAGACGCAGACGUAGGGUUUGCAGAAGCUGAAGCUGCAGAAUUAGGAAGAAUUUCUGGGUGAAGAACCGACUUGAGCCGAUUCCUGUUGAAUUUUCUGUGAGGCUGUUUGUGACGACAUGAUGUUCAAAACAAAGACUAAGAAAAGAUGAGAUUUUUCUUGACUGAUGCUCAAUUCCCCACAGACGUAAACGUUUACCAUGUGACUGCAGACUUCUUCCAAAAAUGCUUUUAUCAUCACCAGAAUUGUGUACCUAUAUCAAAAAAUGAAACGUUGAUUGACAGCAACAGCAGGUCCUGUUUUCUUCAACUGCUGUGCAGUUC